GGUUAACAUAUGUGGUGGUGCUAAGGACGGAUGCAAUGAGAGGAUGGCAGAAGAUGCACCACCACAAAACAAGAAAACCGACAGCGGGAAUUCCCACUACAUACAGUAAUGGCGUCAUUAUUCCUCCUCCUCUUCCCCCACAUUGAGCUCUUAAUUUCCCCUCGACUUUGCACAAAAACCACUCACCCCGGGAUACUUACACUGGAUUUAUCCUAGAUAUAUUGGCUUGAGAGCUUCAAAUCCUCCUUACAGGAUGGCGAUGGACGGAUUCUCAGUCCGUGUGCUGCCCAAACUCGACUCCUCCGUGGGGCACACUUUCUUCCAACCGAGCAAACGGAUCAACGAGGGUCAAGAUGUGACGGAGUUCCUGGCCUCUAAAGCUUAUGUCGACAUCAUGACCUUUCUCCUUCAGCUGAAUCGAUCCAUGUAUCCUACGAAGCUGCCCGAUGGACGGGUACAGAGCUGGCCUUUGAAUUCCGACGCUGUUGAGUUCUCGGCGCCAGUCCGACAGCUGCAACAACUGCUCUCGAAGCUUGAGGCGAUACUCGAGGAGGCGCCCCCGGAUACUGGUCCGCGGAGGUUUGGAAAUGUGAGCUUUAGGAAAUGGCACCAGCUUGUGGAAAGUCGGGCUUCGAGCUUGUUGGAGGAGUGUCUCUCUGCGGAUUUACUUCGCACCCCGUCGACUGCUGAUCCCAGUGGGCCAACAGCAGAGGUAGAGCUGCUCGCCUAUUUUCUGGGAAGCUGGGGAAGUCCUCAGCGGCUGGAUUAUGGCACAGGGCACGAACUGAGCUUUCUAGCUUUCCUCGCGGGAAUUUGGAAGCUGCAUGGAUUUCCUCAGAAUAGUGCUGGAGUCGAGGAGAGGGCAAUUGUGUUAGGGGUGAUACAACCUUACCUUGAAUUGGUCCGGAGUAUUAUCAAAAAAUACACCUUGGAACCGGCUGGCUCCCAUGGUGUCUGGGGCUUGGACGACCAUUCCUUUAUUCCUUAUAUUUUUGGCUCUGCGCAACUAGCACCAGCCAUAAGCGAGUUAGAAAAUGUCCCGGAAGAAGGUUCUUUGGCGGAUGCACCACCACCAAACGGGGUGGCCAAGGCGAAUAUCGUCGAAAGAGAAAGAGGAACGAAUCUAUACUUCUCCGCGAUCGGGUUCAUCUACGACGUGAAGAGAGGUCCGUUCUGGGAGCACAGCCCGAUGCUGUACGAUAUAUCUGGGAUUCAGGCUGGCUGGGCCAAGAUCAACAAGGUGAGGGAUUGCGUCGUAGUGCCACGGCCUGGGCUGAUCAAAUCUAGGGAAUGAUUAAAAUGUACAAUGCCGAGGUGCUGUCCAAGUUUCCGGUCGUGCAGCAUUUUCCAUUCGGGUCAUUGUUCAGCUGGGAUCGCGAUCCAACCGCACCAGUUUCUGCAGCCACUGUUCACACAACCACCCCACAAAAAAGACCGAAUGAUACAUCCCAUCCUCCCAUGCCGCCGGCAGCAGGUGGAACCAGAGCUCCCCGGGCCACAGCCAAGGGUCCCGAGCUACCAGAUACCUCAAGACUCCCUCCGGGUGCAAUGGCGCCGACCCGGGCGCCGUGGGCUCGCUCACAACCAACAGGGCCGGCUCCCACUGGGGAUUAUUCCGGACCUGCUCCAACCCGGGCACCUUGGGCCAAAUGAUGGGCUUCAUCCCGUGAAAACAGUGCUGUUGAAUGUUUUUUAAUCCUACAUGAAUUACGGAUUGUAGCGCGAUAUGUCGAUAUGUUCAAU
Messenger RNA from Aspergillus ochraceoroseus IBT 24754, 1743 nucleotides. Its product is annotated as serine/threonine-protein phosphatase 2A activator. The record is from RefSeq and is a predicted model, not a curated record. The transcript is spliced from 2 exons. NCBI's taxonomy places the organism in Eukaryota, Fungi, Ascomycota, Eurotiomycetes, Eurotiales, Aspergillaceae. Gene Ontology annotation, biological process: mitotic spindle organization. Gene Ontology annotation, molecular function: peptidyl-prolyl cis-trans isomerase activity; protein tyrosine phosphatase activator activity. The coding region runs from base 254 to 1294 and encodes 346 amino acids. Gene Ontology annotation, cellular component: nucleus; protein phosphatase type 2A complex; cytoplasm.